This is a messenger RNA of Anthonomus grandis grandis, 2238 nucleotides long. RefSeq names its product ATP-binding cassette sub-family B member 6-like. Bases 95 to 2134 code for a protein of 679 amino acids. Lineage: Eukaryota; Metazoa; Arthropoda; Insecta; Coleoptera; Curculionidae. The record is from RefSeq and is a predicted model, not a curated record. The transcript has 13 exons. Gene Ontology annotation, molecular function: ATP hydrolysis activity; ATP binding; heme binding. Gene Ontology annotation, cellular component: membrane. Gene Ontology annotation, biological process: heme transport; transmembrane transport.
UUUCAGUCAUUCACUGGUGUGCAACACAAUUUAUCGAUUAAGCAUAGACAAUAGUGAGGUUAUUUUGAAAUUUUUUUAAUAAAUAAGAAUAAUAAUGGGAGGAAGAGGGCCACCAGGUAGACGAGGACGGGAUUUAGAUGUUCAUUUGUCGUUGCUGACAAAAGGGGAACGAGAACAGGCUACAGACCCCAAUAUUCCCAAAAAAGAAAAAGUAGAGUUCGACAAUAUUAAUUUAAAAUUUAAAUUUAAGAGUAAAGAUGAAAGCAAAUCGACCUGGCGAGGCUUAUGGAAGAAAGUUAAAAUCCUUUCGCCGUUUUUGUGGCCUAGGAAGUCGUGCAUCCUACAAACUAGAGUUAUAUUUUGCUUUAUCCUCUUAGGGUUUGGAAGAGUUGUAAAUUUAUAUAUUCCUAUUUACAACAAAAAGAUCGUUGAUUCUUUAACGGUAACUCCGGGCCAGACCCUUGAAUUUAGAUGGGACUGGAUCUUAAUUUAUGUGGCCUUAAAAUUUCUCCAAGGUGGUGGCGGAGGAGGAGGCAUGGGCUUUUUAAAUAAUUUACGGUCGUUUCUAUGGAUUAGAGUACAGCAAUAUACUACCAAGGAAGUGCAGGUCGAACUGUUUAGGCAUUUACACAGCCUUUCCCUAAGGUGGCAUUUAAACAGAAAAACUGGAGAGGUACUUAGGAUUAUGGAUAGAGGCACGGAAAGUAUCAAUUCCUUACUUCAAAUGCUGUUGUUCUCCCUUGGACCUACCAUCAUAGAUUUACUUAUUGCCAUCAUUUAUUUCUUUACCGCAUUCAACUGGAAAUUCGGCGUGACUGUCAGUGUUACAAUGGUGCUAUAUCUUAUUUUUACUAUUACCAUAACGGAAUGGAGAUCCAAAUUCAGAAGACGUAUGAAUCUGGCUGAUAAUGCCACACGUGCUAGAAGUGUUGACUCUUUAUUGAACUUUGAAACCGUUAAGUAUUACGGAGCUGAAAAUUAUGAAGUUGAAGCUUUUAAAGAAGCCAUUCUUAAAUACCAGGUAGAAGAAUGGAAAUCCACCAUAACGAUGAAUAUGAUGAGUUCCGCUCAGAAUUUGAUUGCGAAUUGUGGGCUUUUGGCGGGUAGCUUGCUCUGUGCCUAUUAUGUAGUUAAUACCAAUGAAUUUAACGUGGGUGAUUACGUCUUAUUUGCGAGUUAUAUAGUUCAGCUCUAUGCUCCACUAAAUAUGUUUGGAAUGCAAUACAGGCAAAUUCAAAACAACUUCGUAGACAUGGAAAAUAUGUUCGACUUACUACGGCAAGAGCAAGAAGUUGUAGAUGCUCCAAACUCUCAAGAAUUGGUCUCACGAGGAGGCGGUAUAGAGUUUAAGAAUGUCACCUUUAAAUAUACACCAGAAAAGACUAUUUUAAAAGAUGUCAGUUUUUUUGUACCGCCUGGUCAGACAGUUGCUUUGGUAGGACCAUCUGGAAGCGGAAAAAGCACAAUAAUAAAACUUUUGUUCAGAUUCUAUGACGUAGACUCUGGUAGCAUAAUUAUUGAUGGUUAUAACAUUAAGAAUGAAGUUACUCAACAGUCUCUUAGAAAAAUUAUUGGCGUAGUACCGCAAGAUACAGUAUUAUUUAAUCAAACAAUUAAAUAUAAUAUACAGUACGGCCGAAUUACCGCUAAUGAUGCCGAAAUAAUCGAAGCAGCCAAAGGUGCCGAUAUUCACGACAGAAUAAUGUCAUUUGCACAACAGUAUGAUACGAUGGUUGGCGAAAGAGGCUUAAGACUUAGCGGGGGUGAAAAGCAAAGGGUGGCCAUAGCUAGGACUAUACUGAAAGCGCCUACGAUCGUUUUAUUAGAUGAGGCUACUAGUGCUUUAGAUACACAUACAGAACGAAAUAUCCAAGACUCUUUAAAUAAAAUGUGUGUAAAUAGGACUACCGUAGUGGUGGCGCACCGGUUGUCCACCAUCAUAAAUGCGGAUCAGAUUUUGGUGGUUAAAGAUGGGGAAAUUGUUGAAAGAGGACGGCAUAAUAAUUUAUUACAAAAAGAAGGUGGCAUAUACGCGAGUAUGUGGAAACAACAAUUAGAGACCAACGAUGAAGGAAAGAUGAGGAUAGAGGAAGUGCCUGAUGCAGAUAACACAAAAUCUGAAAGUGAAAACUAACUUAACUACUGCCUAAGAAUUAAAUAAAACGUUUGGGAUCUACCACAAACUAUCGAUUGCAAGUCCUUGUAAUAUAUUAGGAAUAAAGGUUUUUAAUAUAAAAA